GGGAGCUUUCGCUUCGAAGGCUCUCGAAGAGCCCGUUUUCUUCGAAGCUAUAAAUAUGAGAGUUUCGAAAUUUCUAUCGUCGUCUUUUGCCUUUCAGUUUCUCAACUCUCCCUUAAGCAUACUCAACGUUAACGAGGCAAGCGAAUUUGAAAUCGGAUCUCCAGAAGCUAUAAUUGGAUCUACUCGGAUAUCCUGUAUCCGAACUGGUCUCUCCGUGGAUUGAAAGUUCGUUAUCCCGUUGUUAAUUUUAUACAAUUUAUAGUUUCUCUUUUAAUCAAUCGCGUUUGGUAAAUUGAUGGGCUGUCUUUGAUAUAUUACUCCAUAUUUAGGUAAUGUAGAGACAGACUUUGGUUUAGAUUGGAGUAUAUUCUGCUUUCUGAGAAAUUUGUUCAGUUGACGCGGUAUUGUUUGAAAUGUUGCAUUUUUUGAUUUAGUUGGUGAGGUUGCGAAAUAUCAAUUUUCGCUUUCUCUUUGGCGAAACAUUUCGCUAGGCUUGUUUCAUUGAUUCUUUCGUUUGUGCGCGUACGUAUGUGGUGCCUUCUAUGUUUUAAGAAAUUCGCUUAAGUAAAUGAAUUCUUCAGGUUCGGGGAUAUCGAAUUCGCUUUGAGCUACGAUAAUCUAUCUAUUCGGCUGUUUUCUUACCGUGCAAAAUCUGCAAUGUGUGAACUAUGGCGAAUGUGAUUCUUGGUUGAAUUUGAUGACGCCGAAGUUUCAUUCUCGUCCUGUAUCGGACAAUGGCUUGCGAUUGAUUUCUGUGUUCGAUUCAAUUUUUGGUUGAAUCUGGUUGUUUAUUUUCAUUGGAGUAUGGCGAUGGCUGUGCUGGUAUCGUAGCAAAUAUGCUACGUAUUAUACGAUUACGCUUUUGAACUUUGAUUUUAUGAGUACAUUUUUGCUUGAAAUCAUAAAAUAUGCGCGAAGCUAGGGUAAUGAGAGUGAUUUUGCAUGUUUGAUGCAUGUGGUGGUGUCUUUGCUUCGGUAGAUUUUCUCAUCAUCAACUACAAGGUUUUUUGUAGUCGACAUUUUCAUGCGGUCAUUCAUUUAUGGUUUUCUGGCAUAUCAGGAACUUCUUGGAUGAUAUGUAUUGUGCUUGAAAGUUGAAAAAGUUACCAACAAAGAGUUUUCCUACGCUAAAUAUUAUUGGAAAAAAAAAAAAAAAAAAAGCUUACGAGUUGAGAUUAUGACUAGUUGCGCUUGAGUGAAGCAUAUUGGCAACUGCAUCGGUUUUCCUGUAAGCUGUUUUCAAGGAAUUACAUUUCAUCAAUGGAAGUACGCUCAUUUACAUGACAUUAUUUUCAUAUUUCUAGCAGUAUUCGUAGCUUUUUCAUCCAUGUUUUAGGUAUUUUAAUACUUCAGGUUGCAGGUGAUGAUACUUGGUUCCUUAUCUAGGUCAAUGACAUCUAUAGCUUUUUAUGCUAAAGUCAUUGGAAAAGCUAGUUGAGUUGGCUAGGAUAGAUGGUUAUCUAGGUCAAUGACAUCUAUGGCUUUUUAUGCUUUAAAGUCAUUGAAAAAGUUAGUUGAGUUGGCUAGGAUAGAUGGUUAUCAUUUUUUUCCUUCUCUCUUUUUGUUUCUUUUCCCUAGAAAGUUCAACUUUGGCUGACUAACAGAAGAAAGGCCAUUGUUAUGGAGCGCCAUUUAUUCUUUUCUUCCCCAUGGCCUGUUCUAGGUCCUUAUUAUGUCCUUUUACCCCUACCUCUUUAUAACUUCAACGUCUUUGCGACCCUCCAAGAUUAAAAAUUGUGCUGAAGAAACAGUUAGUAUUUGUCAGCCUUUUGUUUUCGCUGUUAGUGUUUAAGGAAGAAGGAACCGUUCCUUACAAGAAUUGGCCAUUGUAAUCACCACCUCUCUUACUUGUCUUCAGUUUCAUUUCUUGACCCCUAACAAGCUGCCGAGGUCCUUUCUCCUUUCUAAUUCUUUAACUUUUCUUGAAGCCUGUCAAUUUUAUGAUCCAUGUUAGUGCUGCUCCACUAACUGGGUAAGGACUGCAUCUUGAAUAGGCCUCAUGAUAGAGAAGGCUGAAUUUCCUUUCUGACAACCAUACCUUUAAGUAUGACAAUUCUUGCAGUUCAAGACUUGAUUAGUUAGAUAAUGAGAGAAUUUGCUGAGCAAAAUUAUGAUUGGAGAAAAGCCUGUCAAGUCUUUUGAGAUAAGAUUUAUGGUAAGUUCCGUUGUCGAUGGAGACUUGGAGCAGCAUUGCAGAUUGAGGUAGGCUUGUCCUUGUCGGACAACCAACAUGACACAUUUAUUCAAGCUCACACUCUUGCCCGUUAUUGGUUAUUGUUCUUUUUAAGUUUUCAGAAUGCAUUUGAUCGUGUGAUGCAUUGAUUUUACCUUAGGUUGGGGCGUCUAUUGGCCAUCCAGUAUACUGGAUUUGGUUCUGAUACCUCUUCAAGGAAUCAAGUGAUCAUGAGAUGCUAUUGUUUACUAUUCACAGCUGGAGGCUCGGGAGUUCCAUAGUAUGGGACUCUUAUAGAUCUACUUGUUUUGAUGAGCCCUUCUCUCCAAGUAUUGCUGAUUGGAGCCGUUCAACCUUACUUGGGUUAUGCUGUUGCUGAUUCCGUUUUUCAGCAGCUGUCUAGAAGAAAGCAACAGUGUCGUGCAGUAUUUGCCUGGCAUGUUUGGGUGGAUGGACAUGCCUUUCGAAGGUUUAGAAUGAUUUCUAAACUUGUUCUUAUAUGCAGGUGCUUUAGGCUUACUGCCAGCUUCUAGAUAGUUCAAAGUUUCAUCCAAAGUAUUGGUGGGGAAAGUGGUUAUGGCAACUAAGCAUUGUGAGUCUCAACAAAUUGUGCUGGAAGACAUGCAACAUAUAACUUUUAAAAGGAAUGCAAUGGAGGCUGUGUGCUCUCAACAGUCAACUCAAGAAUGCAUCCUCGCGGAAGAGUCAACAGAUUUUAUAAGAACUGCUGAAGUAUCAGAGAAAGGAUUUAUGCAAUACGGAUGUUCACAUUAUAGGAGAAGGUGCCGCAUUAGAGCUCCUUGUUGCAAUGAGAUAUUCGAUUGUCGCCAUUGUCAUAAUGAGGCAAAGAAUAGCAUUAAUAUUGAUCAAAAGCAAAGGCAUGACAUUCCCCGCCAUCUAGUGACACAGGUGAUAUGUUCACUCUGUGGCACCGAACAAGAGGUUCGGCAAGUAUGUGGUAAUUGCGGUGUAUGCAUGGGGAAAUACUUCUGCGAGACUUGCAAGUUGUUUGAUGAUGAUACUUCUAAGAAACAGUAUCAUUGCAAUGGCUGCGGAAUUUGCAGAAUUGGAGGGCGUGAGAACUUCUUCCACUGCUACAAGUGUGGUUGUUGCUACUCAAUUCUUUUGAAGAACAGCCACCCUUGUGUAGAAGGAGCUAUGCAUCAUGAUUGCCCCGUUUGCUUUGAGUACUUGUUUGAUUCAACAAAUGAUGUGACUGCUCUGCCAUGUGGACACACUAUCCACAAAAAUUGCUUGAAGGAGAUGCAGGAUCAUCUUCAGUAUGCCUGCCCUCUCUGCUCCAAGUCAGUCUGUGAUAUGUCCAAGGUAUGGGAGAAAUUUGACAUGGAGAUUGCAGCUACGCCAAUCCCAGAACCUUAUCAAAAUAAAAUGGUCAGCCUCUGUCUCUCUCGUUGGGUUCAAAUUUGUCUCUGCCAAGAGAGAAUUCAAUUGUACUACCCUUUUGGUCAGGAAGUUUUCAAAUUUGAACUGUAGAGGUUUGGAUCCUUUGCAACGACUGUGGGAAAUCAUCAAAAGUGCAGUACCAUGUGGUGGCUCAGAAAUGCAAGAACUGUAAAUCCUACAACACUCGCCAAACAAGAGGCUGAUCAAGUGCAGCGGCUAGAGCCAUGACUGUUACAUGCGUACUCCUAUGUAUGCACAAGUAAUUGGAGGGGUGGUUAUUCCUCCGACCUCUUUCUCUUGGUCAUCGUGAUCCUUCUUGGUCAUGCAUCUUGUUCCCGGCCAGGAGAUCUGUCAAGAUCCACCCUAUUCUGCCACCUGUUCUCCGCCAGGAGAUCGAUCUGCCACGAUCUCCUGUUUCCUGCCUUGUUUUCAUUUUUUUUCCUCGUUACUUUUUUCCUUGUACCCUAUUUGGCUUGCACUCAUAGAGACUAGUCUCAUCUGUGGCGAUCAUGCGGACAGCGUGUACGAUUCGUGCCCUUUCUAAAAUAUGUGAGACAAUAUAGUAAUGUCCUCAUGUACUUGGGAAUUAUUACCCUAUGGUUUUGGUAAAACGAACUCUUUUAACAGCCUGAUGAGAAGAUUUAAGGCUCGCAAGCAUACUGUACAUAGUGAGAUUUAAAGAUACAAUACCUCUUAUGGUUCGAA
This is a messenger RNA of Carya illinoinensis, 4282 nucleotides long. RefSeq names its product probable E3 ubiquitin-protein ligase RZFP34. The record is from RefSeq and is a predicted model, not a curated record. Gene Ontology annotation, molecular function: ubiquitin protein ligase activity; zinc ion binding. Bases 2750 to 3667 code for a protein of 305 amino acids. Gene Ontology annotation, biological process: ubiquitin-dependent protein catabolic process; protein ubiquitination. The transcript has 11 exons. NCBI's taxonomy places the organism in Eukaryota, Viridiplantae, Streptophyta, Magnoliopsida, Fagales, Juglandaceae. Gene Ontology annotation, cellular component: nucleus.